UAUAUUAUUAUCGAUAUAUUCAUUAUCGAUAGACCGCGGGAAAUCACUAGAAAUGAAUCCCUCGUCUGCUCGGUAAUGCACUUAGUCCUCGGUCGGGGCAAUGAAUUUUUUUCGGGUCGUUGUAUUGAUCAAAUAAUGGUGGGCGAGUUCUUUGAUGCAUCAACUAAAUUCUGGAGUCCCUGCAGGUAUUAAUAAGAGGGUCGGGGCCAUGAGUGGAUCAGUUAAGUCGUGACAUAAACCGAAUGAGGAAGAAAUAGUCAGUUCAGUCCGACCAGUAAAUGUCUGGAUAACAUGUCGACGGAUCCAUCGGAAUCUCGAGGAAGCGAGAAUACACCGUCUCUGAUAAAAAGACCAUCAGCAAAACCGCCCUUCAAGCUGUGCUUUCCCAAACCUCAGAUGCCAGGACGAUCCGAGGUUCUGGUAUCCAAGGUUGAUGGUGUUCUUAAAUUUGUAGCCAAUUUUGUUACCCCCAAGUUCUGGAACAAGGAGGCACUACCGGAAGUCCAGGGUGAGGUCGAGGAUCGACUCGCUGAAGCCGUCAGGCGACGGAUGCAACAGGAGCGCAAGGGACCCAGGGAUUUAUACCGAUUUCCCGUUCUGAGUAGUCAGAGUUACGGAUGGUGGUACGAUGAAACUCUUGGAAGUACCUCACCUCAAUUCAAUUUUCAUAAACAUACAUCAGAUAUGGUGGAGUCCAAUCUAAUGAUACAGUAUGAAGAAAAGAAAUUACGCGGUCUGUGUCAUUAAUGCAUAAUAAUAGGAUAAUUUCUUUGGAAAUUUGAUAGUAUAUAUGAACGUAAUGUCCACCUACAGUUUUUCGAGGUAAUUUUAAUGCCAUUAUAUGUUCAUUUGAAUAAUCGCUUGAUGUAUAGAUUUAUAAUUAUAAUUCUCUCCUUCGUAGACCAAUAAAAUCAUCGGCAA
Fopius arisanus is the source of this 921-nucleotide messenger RNA. RefSeq lists its product as uncharacterized. Lineage: Eukaryota; Metazoa; Arthropoda; Insecta; Hymenoptera; Braconidae. Bases 292 to 747 code for a protein of 151 amino acids. The transcript has 3 exons. The record is from RefSeq and is a predicted model, not a curated record.